This is a messenger RNA of Paramisgurnus dabryanus, 1812 nucleotides long. RefSeq names its product general transcription factor IIH, polypeptide 4 (gene gtf2h4). Lineage: Eukaryota; Metazoa; Chordata; Actinopteri; Cypriniformes; Cobitidae. Gene Ontology annotation, molecular function: ATPase activator activity; double-stranded DNA binding. Gene Ontology annotation, cellular component: transcription factor TFIIH holo complex; transcription factor TFIIH core complex. The record is from RefSeq and is a predicted model, not a curated record. Gene Ontology annotation, biological process: nucleotide-excision repair.
AUGUGACCAUCAACAUGGCGUCGCCGAUGAAAGCAUAGUACGCACCAGUAAAGAAAGAAAUCUGUUUUUUUUAAUGGAUUAUUAUUAACGUUACUAUGCUCGCUGACGCUGGUAAAAUAAGAUGAAGCUUCGCGUUCAGCUCCAAUGUAAAAACUUACACGAGUUUCUGGGGGAACUGAGCCCAGAUAUACUGGACAGACUCUACAAUCAUCCAGCAACAUGCCUGGCUGUCUACAGGGAACUUCCAGCACUGGCGAAAAAUUAUGUAAUGCGGAUGUUAUUUUUAGACCACCCCCUACCACAAGCCGCAGUUGCUCUGUGGGUAAAAAAAGACAGUCAAAAAGACCACGAUCAAUGCGUGUCGGUGUUAACCGGGUUACGACUCUGGCACGUUCAGCAGCUUCAGGGUGGACUCCAGGGCUUUGUGCUCAACCCUGUGUUUAAAGACAACCUGAGGAUAGCACUGCUCGGCGGCGGUAAACCAUGGGCGGAUGAGGGCAGUAGUCUCGGUCCAGAUCGUCACGCUAGAGAUGUGGAGAGUCUUGAUCGCUAUGCCAUGGAGCGUUGGGAGGUCAUCCUACACUUCAUGGUGGGCUCACCGAGCGCUGCCGUCAGCCAAGAUCUGUCCCAGCUGCUCAUACAAGCGGGACUCAUGAGGAGUGAGACUGGCGAGGCUCCUUGCAUCACGUCAGCAGGGUUUCAGUUUCUGCUAUUGGACACAGCCUCUCAGCUAUGGUACUUUACCCUGCAGUACCUUAAAACUGCACAGUCAAGAGGUAUGGACCUGGUGGAGAUACUUUCCUUUUUGUUCCAGCUGAGUUUCUCCACUCUUGGGCGGGACUAUUCUGUGGAGGGCAUGAGCGAGUCUUUACUCACAUUUUUGCAGCAUCUACGAGAGUUUGGCCUUGUCUUCCAAAGAAAGAGGAAAUCGAGAAGGUAUUACCCCACAAGGUUGGCCAUAACUCUAACUGCAGGCGUCACAGCGAACCCUACGUCUGGCUCCGCCUCCACUGCGCUUGGAGCUACACCAGGAACAGGAGACACAGGCUUUAUUGUUGUAGAAACCAACUAUCGCAUAUACGCCUACACCGAUUCUGAAUUACAGAUCGCACUUGUGGCUCUAUUUAGUGAGAUGCUGUAUCGCUUUCCUAAUGUGGUGGUUGCUCAGGUCACCAGAGAAUCAGUGCAGCAGGCCAUAGCUAAUGGCCUAACUGCACAACAGAUCAUUCACUUCUUAAGGACCCGAGCUCACCCUGUAAUGCUUAAACAGACCCCUGCACUCCCCCCAACCAUAACAGAUCAGAUCAGACUGUGGGAGCUUGAGAAAGAUCGCUUACAGUUCACAGAGGGAGUAUUAUAUAACCAGUUUUUAUCCCAGGUUGAUUUUGAAGUUUUGCGGGAUAGAGCUCAGGGUUUAGGUGUAUUGGUAUGGCAAAACCCAGCUAACAGGGUCAUGGUGGUGACACCGCAUGGACACAGCGAGGUUAAGAGAUUCUGGAAAAGACAAAAGAGUCACACAUGAAAACAAAACAAGACCACAGUAUUUCCUUGUCACGUGAGGAAUGACAUAAAUCAACUGUACGCUGUCAAGUGACAGACCUGUGAUAUACAAAAGGCAGAGGCAACCUUUUCAUGUAUGAAAACUAUCUAUUUAAUCUGUUUAGAAAACAUUUAAACAUCUUAGAUAUUUUCUAAUCUGCCUAUGGUAUGUACAUAAUCAUUACAAUAUUGACUUAUUCUGCUUUUGUAACUUUCUGCUCUUGAAGAUUUCACAUUUGUGCUUGAGGUCAAAAUAAAUACUGUUUACACUGA